Stegostoma tigrinum is the source of this 1601-nucleotide messenger RNA. Its product is annotated as regulator of G-protein signaling 20-like. Lineage: Eukaryota; Metazoa; Chordata; Chondrichthyes; Orectolobiformes; Stegostomatidae. The coding region runs from base 127 to 903 and encodes 258 amino acids. The transcript is spliced from 5 exons. The record is from RefSeq and is a predicted model, not a curated record.
CAGAGUAAAGAAUAUACAAAUGGCUAUCUAUAAAUGAACAUUAAUGUCAAAGUAUAGCAUAAACAAAGUGUCUUCUUAUCAAUCAAAAUCUUAUCUGGAGACCAGGAAUACUUUUAACUUUCCUCAAUGUGGAAAAGAUUCUUCAUUCGAGUCAGAGCUCAUCACUAUGCUGAAGGUUGCCAAGCAACAGAAAUUAUCCAAAUCGAACGUGAGCAAAGAAAUGAAGGGCUAUGGCAACUUAAGCCCAUGGGAUCGGAGCGGAUGGAGAUGCGUAAGCGGCAGACAUCGUUGCAGCAGGAGAUGCCAGGCUCUGCACAGUCACAACAGGGUGCUGGUAACCGUGGUUCGAAUGCUUGCUGUUUUUGCUGGUGCUGCUGCUGCAGCUGCUCAUGUCUUACUGUUAGGAAUGAAGAUGAUGAACGAGCAAGAAGGAUGUCUCAGGAAGCUAGAGGAGAAAAUCUGCCAAACUGUGAAGAAAGUUCAAAGCCGACACUUGAAGAAGUACAGUCCUGGGGUCAGUCUUUCGACAAGUUAAUGAAAAGCCCCGCAGGAAGAAAUGCAUUCCGAGAAUUUUUACGAACAGAAUACAGUGAGGAGAAUAUGCUGUUCUGGCUAGCCUGUGAGGAUCUAAAGAAGGAAGUCAACAAAAACCUUGUUGAGGAGAAAGCAAGAUUAAUAUAUGAGGAUUAUAUAUCCAUUCUUUCACCUAAAGAGGUUAGUCUUGAUUCCAGAGUACGUGAGGUCAUCAACAGAAACAUGCUUGAUCCUACCCCUCACACAUUUGAUGAUGCACAGCUUCAGAUUUACACAUUAAUGCACAGAGACUCUUAUCCAAGAUUCCUGAACUCUGCAGUCUACAAAACCCUGCUUCAAUCCUUAACUGAUACAUCAUCAGAACCUUAAGACCUUUUGACUAUGUUGCUAAAAAUAAAAAAAAGAGGAGGUAUCUGUGAACUGUAGCUGCUCACAGCGACACUGGAACUGUAUGAUCUUCACCAGAAAGUAAUACUCAGGCAUACUUUACUAAGGAUUUUAAUGUCUACCUGCAGAAAGUUCUGAACACAGGCCAAAACACAGCUUCAGAUCAACGCAGCAAGAUUUCUCCAAAGGAUGACUGAUGAAAUGUCAGUCAUUUUAAAGCCUGUAGUUGUAUUUUUUACAUAAUAUAGUAAUAAGAUGUACUCGAAGACAAGACUUUGAUAGCGGAAGUGCCUUGAUAUUCCUCUACUGACUCCUCACCUGAGCUACAUAUGCUAUGAUGCAGUUUAAAAUUCUUCUACCAUUCCAUACUGUGAUAAUGAUGCCAUCAUCACAAUCAGCAUUAUUUUGGGCGGUACUUCCACUUGUCUUGGAGUAUAUAUACUUGAUAUAUGUAAACAUAGUGCUGAUGGAAACAAAAUGGAUCAACUUCAAGUAUCUAAACCAAUUGGUUUGGAAAAAUACUGCCUAUAAAACAUGUUCAGUUGUAAGACUGCUAUUAUUUUAAUAUCAAAAUUUUGCUUAAAAUGCAAUUUUUUUAGCUACAAUUUGUGAAUGUUUAUAAAAUUUAAUUUUAAAGAUUUUAUGAAUGGUUUUAUUUUGCAAAUGGAAAAUGGACAACA